Molecule: messenger RNA, 1594 nt
Organism: Cylas formicarius (sweet potato weevil)
Lineage: Eukaryota; Metazoa; Arthropoda; Insecta; Coleoptera; Brentidae
Product: N-sulphoglucosamine sulphohydrolase
Exons: 8
Coding region: 20-1579 (519 amino acids)
Biological process (GO): glycosaminoglycan catabolic process; heparan sulfate proteoglycan catabolic process
Molecular function (GO): N-sulfoglucosamine sulfohydrolase activity
Source: RefSeq, a predicted model, not a curated record
CGCUGCAGCUUGUCGGACAAUGAGGUUGACCGGUGCUGGCGGGAUCGUGUUGUGUUUCUUAGGUUUAAUUGGAGCCGAAAUUAAACAAAAUGGUAGAAACAGGUUAAAUGCCUUACUAAUCACAGCCGACGAUGGAGGUUUCGAAAUGGGCGCCUACAGAAACAAAAUAUGCCAGACACCAAAUUUAGAUAAAUUGGCGAGGAGCAGUCUAAUUUUCAACAAAGCCUUUACUUCCGUAAGCAGUUGUUCACCAAGCCGCUCGGCGAUUUUAACGGGCUACCCGUCCCACCAGAAUGGAAUGUACGGACUGCAUCAGGGAAACAAUCACUUCAAUUCGUUUUCUAAUGUUGACAGUCUGCCCCUGAUUUUGGGACGUCACGGUGUUCAUACCGGUAUAAUCGGCAAAAAACACGUGGGUCCGAAAGGAGUUUACAAAUUCGAUUAUGAGCAAACGGAAGAGAACAACUCGAUCCUACAGGUUGGCCGGAAUAUUACACACAUCAAAUUGUUGGCCAGAGAGUUUUUAGCAAAAUCGAAGGAACAAUCUUUUUUCCUGUACAUUUCUUUCCAUGACCCGCAUCGGUGUGGUCACACUAAUCCAGAGUACGGCGAAUUCUGUCAAAGGUUUGGCAACGGCGACGAAGGCAUGGGGAUGAUUCCCGAUUGGCAACCCAUUUACUACCAGUGGGAUGAAAUAGAAUUGCCGUAUUACGUGCCGGAUACAGAGCCCGCUAGGAGAGACGUCGCUGCCCAAUAUACAACUAUAUCCAGGCUUGACCAGGGCGUGGGCCUCAUAGUCAAGGAAUUAGAGGACGCCGGUCGCUUAAAAGACACCAUCAUUAUAUACACUUCAGACAAUGGCAUUCCCUUCCCCAACGGACGUACCAACUUUUAUGAUUCCGGGGUGGCCGAACCAAUGCUCAUUUCAUCUCCUUUACAUACAGAACGAAGGAACGAAAUUACAAAUUCUUUGACCAGCUUACUCGACGUUACACCUACUUUGCUCGAUUGGUUCGGGAUUAAACAAAACCAAACUGUUGCCGAAGAAUCCAACGACAUAGACUCCCAGAGAAGAUUGAGCGGAAAAAGUCUGCUGCCGUUAUUGAUCAAAGAACCCGAUGACAAAACGAAAGAGGCGGUGUUUGGCAGCCACAACUCGCACGAAAUCACUAUGUAUUACCCCAUGCGAAUGAUCAGAACCCAACGGUACAAACUGAUACAUAAUUUGAAUUACGAAAGCUCGUUUCCUAUAGAUCAAGAUUUUUAUUUGUCGCCCACUUUCCAGGACAUGUUAAACAGAACCAGAAACAAUGAAAGUCUGCGGUGGUAUAAAACCUUGGGGCAGUACUACAAACGGGAGGAGUGGGAGUUGUUCGAUCUAAAGUACGAUCCGGAAGAACUGGAUAAUUUGGCACAGAAGUCCAGUAUGCAACAAACACUUCAAGAAUUGAAAAAAAGACUUUGGGACUGGCAAAAGGAGACGGACGAUCCGUGGUUAUGUGCCCCUCAUGCGGUUUUAGAAGACAAGGGGACUUUUAAAGAUAACCCUCAAUGUUUGGGCCUUAAUAAUUAUGUCUAGUGUUAAAAAAAGAAA